AUGAGUCACUGUGCCGACCCAGCUGAUAUCAUUUCAAUCGAAGACGACGACUCCAUGGACGACAAUUCUAUGAAUGAAUCCAUCUUUGGAGACUCGAUGAAUGAGUCCGAGGAGGACGACAAUGACGAUGUGUGCUUUGACACUGAGGAUCGGCGCGAGAAGAAAGCAUACGAGGUGGACUAUGUUGCACACAGCACCACACACCUUCGAAGGAUACAGAAUGUACAAAUAGAUCAAGUUGUCAAUAUAUUGGGCUUGGCGAACCAAGAAGCAGCCAUUUUACUUCGCUAUUUUCAGUGGAACAAGGAGAAGCUGUUUGAACGCUACACCGACUCACCCGAAAAAGUGCUUGAAUCAGCCGGCUUAGUGGAUGCUGUUGAAAAGGAUCGACAAGUGGCACCAACAUUACCAGCAAAGCGUGUCAAGAAUAGCUUCACAUGCGAGAUUUGUUUCGACGAUGACCCCGAUAUGGAAACAGCGGCUCUUUCAUGCGAACACCGAUUCUGCAACACCUGCUAUGAGCACUACUUGCGUCAAAAGAUCAUCGAGGAAGGCGAAUGCCGAAAUAUCCAAUGCCCUCAGGACAAGUGUAACAGGAUCGUGGAUGAGAAAACGGUGUCACUCUUGGUGGAUGAUAAAGUGAAAUCAAGAUACUCAGAAUUGCUUGAUCGUACCUUUGUGGAUGACAAUGAUGCCAUGCGAUGGUGCCCUGCCCCUGAUUGCGAAUAUGCCAUUGAAUGCCAUAUACCCAGCGUGUCCUUGAGCUCGAUCGUACCCACUGUAGAAUGCGGAGAAGGUCACAAAUUCUGCUUUGGUUGUGGAUUAAGUGAUCAUCAGCCAUGCGUCUGUUCUCUCGUGAAAAAGUGGUUACAGAAAUGCAAGGAUGAUUCAGAAACAGCCAACUGGAUUUCUGCUCAUACCAAGGAUUGUCCAAAAUGUCAAUCGGCGAUUGAAAAGAACGGAGGCUGCAAUCACAUGACAUGUCGAAAGUGUCGAUACGAAUUCUGCUGGGUGUGCAUGGGUCCUUGGUCCGAGCAUCGCUCUCAAUACUAUGCUUGUAACAGAUUUGAUGAUCGUUCAGCCACUGAAGCACGCGAGAAUCAAGCAAAAUCACGAGCAAGUCUCGAGAGAUACCUACAUUACUACAACCGCUAUGCCAACCAUGACCAAUCGGCAAAGCUUGACCAAGACCUAUACAGAAAGACGGAGCAAAAAAUGGAAGAAGUGCAGCAAAACAGUGAUCUAUCCUGGAUCGAGGUGCAGUUUUUAAAGAAGGCAGUGGAUACUACCGUUGAGUGUCGAAUGACGUUGAAAUGGACCUAUGCAUUUGCAUUUUAUUUGGAUCGCACUCAUCAAACAGCUAUAUUUGAGGACAACCAACGUGAUCUGGAGAUGGCUACGGAGCACCUUUCUGAAUUACUGGAUAAGCCGCUUGAACCUGAAAGCAUUGCACAGCUUAGACAAAAUGUGCUUGACAAGACUGUAUAUGUCAAACAUCGACGGGAUAUCCUACUUGAAGAUACCUUGAAGGGAUUACAAGAUGGACGAUGGAAUUUCUUUGUGGACAUUGAUUAG
This is a messenger RNA of Lichtheimia ornata, 1575 nucleotides long. RefSeq lists its product as uncharacterized. Gene Ontology annotation, molecular function: zinc ion binding; ubiquitin protein ligase activity; ubiquitin conjugating enzyme binding. The record is from RefSeq and is a predicted model, not a curated record. Lineage: Eukaryota; Fungi; Mucoromycota; Mucoromycetes; Mucorales; Lichtheimiaceae. The transcript has 9 exons. Gene Ontology annotation, biological process: protein polyubiquitination; ubiquitin-dependent protein catabolic process; positive regulation of proteasomal ubiquitin-dependent protein catabolic process. Bases 1 to 1575 code for a protein of 524 amino acids. Gene Ontology annotation, cellular component: cytoplasm; ubiquitin ligase complex.